AGUAGCCCUAGACCACUCGGCGAAAUAAGAAAUGAUGAAUUACCUUUACAACCCACAUAGCAAUUGCAACAAGACACUGCAGGCGGCAUCCGCCUUGCGGCGCAGAUGCGACGGCGCUGAAGACAUGACGCUGGCCAAGCUCAUUGAAAUAUGCAAGGAAUCAGGGUUACCUACGUCGCCCCUUGCAGUGACACGAUUGGAGCUCAACUGUCAGCUGUUCACAUCUAUCGGCGAAUGCAUAGCGGAAUACAGGGACGUGCAGCAGCUGCAUCUUGACCGCAACCGCAUCAGCCGCAUCGAAAACUUGACAUCGCUAGUCCACCUGCGCUGCCUCUACCUGCAGGGCAACUCCAUCCGCGUGUUGGAGGGUCUGGAGGGGCUGCUGCAGCUGCAGCUGCUGAACCUCUCCUCCAACGCGCUCACACGGCUGGAGGGGCUGGCGGGCCUGCCCAGGCUGGAGGCGCUGCUGGUGGCGGACAACCAGCUGGCGGACGGGCCCAGCAUCCAGCACCUGACGCAGUGUACGGCGCUGUGCGAGCUGGACCUGGGUCACAACCGGCUGGCGGAUGCGGAGGCCGUUCUGCGGGUGCUGGCUGACAUACCUCAGCUGCAAACCCUCACGCUCGCACACAACCCGCUGGCGGCGACUACCUCCUCGGCACCCCGGGCUGCAGCGGCCGCGGGUGCGGGUGCCGCUGCUGCCGGCACCGCUGCUACUGCCACUGAGGCGGAUGCGGCCGCUGCCACUGCCGCUGCUGACGAGGUUGCAUCCGCUGCUGCUGCUACUGGUGCAGCUGCUGGUGCUGGGGACGUGACAGCAAUGGGCGCGCCAACAGUGGCGCCAGCAUUGUCGCAGGUCACAGCCCCGCCGCCGCUGGCGUUCUAUCGCCGCACGGUGGUGGCUCGCUGCCGGCAGCUGACCGCCCUGGACCACCGAGCCAUCUUCCCGCAGGAAAGGAGGUAUGCGGAAGCCUGGUGGGAAGACCUGCAGCGGCAGGAGCAGGAGCGAAGGCAGCUGCCGGAUACCAGCCACGCCGGGCUGCAUGGCUGUCAUGGGGACGGCCUUGAGAGCAGGCGCAUGACGGCCGCGACUACGUCCACCGUGCUUGGGGUUGCUGCUUGUGCUGGGGUUACGUCGACUGCAGCGCCCCUUGCGGCCGAGGCGGAUGCCAAGGCCCCGGAUGGCGCCAAGCUUCCAAUGGACGUCCUGUAUUCGGUGCUCAGCCGCCUGGAUGCUCGCUGCCUGGUGAUGGCUGCCCUGGCUUGCCGCUCCUGGUGCGCUGUGGCCGUCUUCCCGCUGGCCAGGAUGCGGCUGCAGCGGGCACAGGCAGCGCUGUGUGAUGCCGCUGCUGCCGUACCUCGUCUGGCGGGCGCCAUCACGGAUGUACGGCGUGACGAGCUGGACGAGCUGCUGGCAUCCGGCCUCCCCGCUCGGCCGCUGGUUCAGCUUUUCUUCGCAUUGGAGGUGCUGUGGCAGCAGCGCAGGCGGCGAGCGGUGCAGGACAGGCGAGGAGGGCAUGCGGAGGAUGCCAACGAGAGGGCGGCAGCGCAGGCGUGGCGUGACGCAGACGUAGACGCGGAGGGAGCACAGGAGCAACCGCUGCGGCGCUGGCAGCAGCAGCAGGACGAGCAGGGACAGGCAGCACCGGCAGGCGCGAAUGAGCUGUUUGCCUGCAAGGAGGAGGCGGCUGGUGCUGGGAUCCGUGCUGGCAGCGAGGGAUACUGCGAGGCGGAGGAAGCAUGUGCUGCAAGGGGAUCGGAGGGAGAGCAGUGUUUGCUUGGCCCUGGAUCGGACAUGGGAGGCGAGCGCGGCUCGGAUGCCCAGUCCGGAAGUGGUGGCAUGUGGUACGCUGGUGAUGAGGCGGACGACGACGGCGAUCGUGAUGAUGACAUGGUUUCGGAGCAGUCGGAUUUGGAUCUGGAUUUUGACAGUCAAACGUGGCGCACGGCCAGCUGGGAGGCUGCGCAAGAGCUGCUGCGGGCGCGCGACUUCCCGCUUCCCACGCUGCUGGAGGCGCUGCCGCUGGGGCCACGUGCGCUGGCUGCCCUGCGCUGCCGUACAGGCAGCGCCGACGACCUGGACUUCUACGUGCCGCAGCUGCGAGCCGAGGACGUGGUGCGGCACAACACCAGCGCGGGGAGGCUGGCGGAGUGGCUGCUGGGAGUGGAGGCGCACUGCCGGGCGGCACACGAGCUGGACGACGCACGAGCCUGGAGCUGGCCGGGGGACGUCAUGCAGCGCACCGCGGGGGCCGCCCAGCCGGCUGGCAGCGCCGGUGGCGGCAGCAGCGGCGCUACGCAACCCGCAGGAGGCGCAACGGAGAGCAGUGCAGCGGCCUGCGCGGUGGAGCUGGCAGCCGGGAAGGCCAGCUGUAGCGGCGGCCUGGGCGUGGCUGGCGAGAGGGGCGAGGGUGGAAGCGCUAGCCGCGAGCAUGGGGCUGUUAGAGAUGGUGUUCAAGAUGCUAGUGGUGGUUGUGUACGGCAGGGCAGGUGGCCAUCUGCAGGCAUGGCGGCAGCGGAGAUGCGGCGCGCAGUGGCGGCUGUCCUGGCGGCUCGGAGAGCGGAGGCGCUCGCUAGGGCGGCUGAGGCGGAGAGGCAGGCGGCUGCUGCGGCUGCAGCGGAAGCGGCAGCAGUGGCAGCUGUAGCAGCAGCGGCUGUGGGCACUGGCGGAGCGGGUAUACGCGGAGGCGAGGGUGGGUUGCAAGGGGCUUUGGAAGAGCCGGGCGUGGAAGAGGAAGGCGUUGGGGAAGCUUGAGGGCUGGGCGCAGUUGGGCCGCGUUUAUGGGGAUGGUGAUUGUGGCAUGCUUAGCAGCAUACCUGAUCCGCUAUUGUAUGUCCCUGGUUCUGAGAAACUAUCUUUGGAUUGCAAGUGUGUGCCGCAGUGGUGGAAGAAAGGUUCGGCGGACAACCUGCAUGCACGUCAGACGCAGGUUAGUUUAUUGUAACAGAAGGUACGCUUCUAUUUACUUGUGUGUUAACUUUUUGCAAGGCAAUGCAGUCCUUUCCAACACUAUUACUGAUGUAGGCGUUUACGCUAUGAAGCAUCCGGGACAGCAUAGGGCUGUUAGAUACAGCGCUACGCCUGUUGCAGGCCCUGUGCUGGAACCCCAACUUAGAGCAAUGAACACCAUCCGUGUCGCAAG
Molecule: messenger RNA, 3143 nt
Organism: Astrephomene gubernaculifera
Lineage: Eukaryota; Viridiplantae; Chlorophyta; Chlorophyceae; Chlamydomonadales; Astrephomenaceae
Source: the annotation of a GenBank genome assembly